GCUGCGGCGCUGGGGAAGGACGGGACCAGAGCGGAUUCAGCGGGGCUGGCGGUGGCGGUGGCGGCGGGAGCUUUUUCUGGACAAGAGAUUUCAGACUCAUCAGACAUGCAGAGCACGGCAAAUUACCUCUGGCUCACCUCUGACAUCGUUGGUCAAGGAGCCACUGCUAAUGUCUAUCGUGGACGCCAUAAGAAAACCGGAGACCUGUACGCCGUCAAAGUAUUCAACAACAUCAGCUUCCUGCGGCCGAUUGAAGUACAGAUGCGGGAGUUUGUGGUCCUUCGGAGACUGCAUCAUAAAAACAUUGUGAAGCUUUUUGCUGUGGAAGAGGAGAAUACCAGCAAAAAUAAAGUGCUUGUGAUGGAGUUUUGCUCUUGUGGAAGCUUGUACACUAUACUGGAAGAGACCAAGAAUGCAUUUGGUCUGCCGGAAUCAGAGUUCUUGAUCGUGUUGCGAGAUGUAGUGGCCGGUAUGAAUCACCUACGGGAGAACGGGAUAGUGCACAGAGACAUCAAGCCUGGAAACAUUAUGCGUGUGAUCGGAGAGGAUGGACAGUCUGUUUACAAGCUGACUGACUUUGGAGCCGCCAGGGUUUUGGAAGAUGAUGAGCAGUUUGUCUCGCUUUAUGGAACGGAGGAGUAUUUGCACCCAGACAUGUAUGAACGAGCUGUGCUGAGAAAACCUCACCAGAAGACGUAUGGAGCGACCGUGGAUCUCUGGAGUAUUGGGGUCACAUUUUACCACGCAGCCACUGGCAGUCUCCCUUUCCGACCCUUUGAAGGACCCCGCAGGAACAAGGAAGUAAUGUACAAAAUAAUCACAGAGAAACCUCCUGGGACAAUAUCAGGAGUUCAGAAAUCAGAAAACGGACCCAUUGCUUGGCAUUGUGAUUUACCAAUGUCCUGCAACCUUUCAAGAGGUCUGCAAUCUUUGCUGACUCCAAUCUUGGCAAACAUCCUCGAAGCUGAUCAGGAGAAGUGCUGGGGCUUUGAUCAGUUUUUUGCAGAAACCAGUGACGUUUUGCACAGAAUAGUGAUCCACGUCUUCUCUCUGCACCAGGUCACGUUGCACAAGAUUUACAUCCAAAGCUACAACAAGGCCCAUGUAUUUUAUGAUUUGGUCUACAAGCAGACAGACAUUGCACCCGAAUUUCAGGAACUGAUGUUUGAAAGCCGCUCCCUCGAGCUUGAUCCUGACAUGCAAGCCCAACAUUUCCCCAAGACGUCUGAAGAUAACCCUCUGAUAAUUAUGAGCAAAGAACCCAUGAAUAUAAUUGGACUGGCCUUCCAGGAACCUUCCAUUCCAAAGUUGCAUCCACGGUACGAUUUGGAUCUCGAUGCCUCCUCUGCAAAGAAUGUUAAAGGUGCUGUUUACCAAAUACGCAAAACAGUCUCCUUGCUGUUGCACUAUCAGGAAUUGGCACGGAAGGGCGUCCGAUGGUUGGUUCGAAUCGUCAUGGAUAAUUUUCGUGAGACUUUACACAAGAAGACUGAAGUGGUUCUGAAGCUAAAUUACUGCAUCACAACUGUAGAAAGAGCCAGAAAUUUAUACAACAGUUUGCUGCAGACGACCAUACUGCCGUCAGAACUGGAUGAAAUUCCAGAAAUCCACAACAAGCUUCUGCGUUUGGCAGGUUCUUUGGACUCCAUAAACCACAAUUUGAAGGACAUUGAAGAUGCGUUUUUGCCUGGCAACCAGCUAUCCGAUCACUGGACCUACCAAGUAGGAACACAUCCAGAGGACAAAAUCACCGAGCAGCUACAGGUUCUUCUGGACUUGAUAACGGACAUCUACCAUCAGUUCAAAAAGGAUAAAGCUUUGCACAAGCUGCCGUAUAACGAAGAGCAGAUCCACAAAUUUGAUAAGCAGAAAAUGUGGGUCCAUGCUUCGAAAGCCAUGUACUUGUACAAAGAUGAAUGUUUUGCAAAGUACCAAACGUUGCUUGCCAAAGCGGACGACUGGAUGAAGAAGACUCAUUUUAUGAGAAAGCAGAUGCUGAACGUUGCCAAUCAAUUUGUAAACAUCGAACAGGAGGUAUUCACCUAUCAAGAGCACAUCAAAAAGUUGCAGGAGCUGCUGCCUCAGAAAUCUCUCCUGGCGACCCCUGGGGACUGGAAGCCUCCCAUGUCCCAGUCCUACCCCAGCCAGAACACGCUGAUGGAAAUGACCAUUGGAAUGAAGAAAUUGAAGGAGGAAAUGGAAGGAGUCGUUAGGGAGCUUGCUGAGAACAAUCACAUCCUGGAACGGUUUGGAGCGCUGACCGUGGAUGGAGGAAUUCAAAGUCCCGAUUGCCUGUGAACAAACUGAGGGACCAUGUACUGUUUGCCUGGGUCCAUCACCCUUGCACUAUCAGCCUGGCACCACCCUGCUCUUUGCACUUUGUAAAACUCUCUAAUGCAAAUAAUGGGGACUAACGAGAAAUUAAAUUGCAUAAAUAAAAAACAGACAGUAUGAAGAACUGCAGAUGCUGGUUUACCAAAACAAAAAGAAGGAUAAAAGUGCUGGAUUAACUCAGCAGGUCAGGCAGCAUCUCUGGAGAACAUGGAUAGGUGAUGUUUCAGGUCAGAUCUGCAUGGAAGGAGGACUCUAAAUCUCAGUUUUGAUUUCUGACAUUUAAUUUCUCAGUAGUCUCCACACCCUGUCUAUAGAACUGUGGUGAAAGUCUCUGUCUGUGUCCCUAAUGUUGUAAGGGAUAUAUUCCGCUUCAUGCUGCUACGGAGACACAUGUAUACAGUGUUGAUUCUUCUUCCCUCUGGUUCGUAACAGCUGCCUGCGUUUAUGUAGUGUUUGUGGAGACUGAGUUGCCCAAUGAUCUCUGGUGGGACAAUGGGAGCCAAGCAGUAACAGGUUGGAUUUGAACAUGAGACCCCACUCUAAGAUGUGUUAUUAGAUACUCUUUGAACCUGACUCAUGUUCGGAGAUACUGGGACAUAGGAGUAGAAUUAGGCCCUAUGCCCAUCAAGUCUACUCCGCCAUUCAAUCAUGGCUGAUCCAUCUUUCCCUCUCAACCCCAGUCUCCUGCCUUCUCCCCAUAACCCCUGACACAUGUACUAAUCAACAUCCUGCCAAUCUCCACUUUAAAAAUAUCCAAUGAGUUGGCCUCAAGGGGGCGGCACAGUGGCGCAGUGAUAGAGUUGCUGCCUCACAGCACCAGAGACCCGGGUUCCAUCCUGACUACAGGUGCUGUCUGUACAGAGUUUGUACGUUCUCCCUGUUACCACAUGGGUUUUCCCCGGAUGCUCCUGUUUCCUCCCACACUCCAAAGGCGUGCAGGUUUGCAGCUUAUUUGUAAAUUGUCCCUAGUGUGAUGGUGCUAGUUUACGGGGUGAUCGCUGAUUGUCGUGGACUGAAGGCCUGUUUCCACGCUGUAUCACUAAAUUCUGAAGAGAGCUAGGUUUUAAGAAUCAUAAAUGUUGAGAGGUUUGGGAAAGGACUUAAAAAGCUUAGGAAUUUGUCACCCAAAGCCAGGUCUACCAAUGACUUCGGAAAUGCCUGAGGACAGGUUUCAUAAGACAUAGGAGCAGAAUUAGACCAUUCGGCCCUUCACGUCUACAACGCCAUUCAAUCACUCCCGAUCUAUCAUUCCCUCUCAACGCCAUUCCCCUGCCUUCUCCCCUGAACCCCUUACUAAUCAAGAACCCGUCAAUCUCCGCGUUAAAAACACCCAUUGACUUGUGCUCCACAGCCGCCUGUGGCACAAGACUGGACAAACUGUAGGCAGAAGGGGGUGAGGGGACCUUAGAGGAACUUGAAAACACGGGCGAGAGAUUUUUAACUGGAUGAGAGGUGUUGCCUAACUGGAGCCAAUGUCAGCGCUGGACCUGGGUUAGAUGGAGUUCAGAUAACCAGUCAGAAAGUGAUGGGGGAUAAUAUUUGGUAGGCAACAGUGACUAGGACGUGUACAUGCUGUAUAGCUCUCGACGCUGCACCUGCCCCAUACCAAGUAUCCGCUAGUUUCCACUGAACUUGGAAGUGAUCACUUUGUAUUUCAAGUCGAGUUAUAACGCUGUGACCUUAUCAAAAAAAGAAACAUUUCUGGCACUUUGCAAAUUUUAACCUGCUGCAGUUUACAAAAGUUAUAUUAAACACAGACUCCAAAUAAUCAGAUUAAAUCAAAGAAAGGCUGAGCUGCCUUUGUAAACAAUGUGAAUAUAGCCCUUUUUAAUUAUACUUGCGCCUGUAUAUAGUGUACAUAUUUGUAUGCAAAACCUAAUUGUUCAAAUCUUCAAUUGAACAGAAUUGGCAGUGCAGAUGAGAGAUGUGCUGAGUUUAUUUUAAAGUCGGGAAAGUUGAUGCUAGCAUAUAUUUACUGUCUGAUCCCUUUACAGAAGCAGCCAUUUAGUCUCUUCCUUAAAAUUAAGUUCCACGUUUAACCGAGGGCGACUAAACCGUCUCCCCCACCUGGUUUGCCAGGUGAGGAGGGGGCUGUGGACCCCCAGCAGGACCACAAACAAGACAUGUCAAAGGGCAGUUGAGCUUCUAGCGAGCCAACGGCCAUCCACACUUCAGUAGAAGUUGCGAUCACUGUCGUACAUAGCGUUGUAAGGAAUGAUGAUAAAGCACACACACCAGAAUCCUGUACUUCCAGCGGUGGACGACUGCAGGAACUGGAGGCCAGAGAUGUGUGGUGCGUCCGUCACCGUUCCCGUCGGAAACCAGCACCACUGCGUCGCUAAUGUUUUCAACGAUGAUAAUAAUAAUAAUUAUUAACUGAGGGAACUAAAGCACUGUACAGGUCCACCACCGAUUUCCCUUGGUUCCAGAGGCUUUCUGGAUUAUCCAUGUUGCCGAACCAACAGAACCUCUGAGAGGAGUCCAACACUUGGCCGCCUCACCCAGCCUAGGCGCCACAUUUUCAGGGGGAACUUCCAGGGGGGAUUUCAAGUGCUCUCGUAAUUUUGUCCAGAUUAAAGGAAAUGCCAGCCCACCAAAAUCGGUGGUGAACCUGUACCUCAUUCAACUUAGCAAACAAAUAAUUGUAUAUCAUUAAAUCCUUGUGAUCAAGAGCACAUUCAAUAAUUUUGUUUGUGGGCCGGCAUUGAUUUUGAAAGCUGGGCUUAAAUCAGUGGGAGAUAUUCUACUGGUAACUGGAAUAAUUGCCGUCAAAAUAUUUAACAUUUUUCAUCUUGAAGUGUGUUAAUGUCUUCUAGCUCCGUGAAGACUUACACUGGUUAUUUGUUCAACAAGAUAAUACAACCGUUUUGUUUUGCCAAUCCGUUAUGUCUAUUUUUUGUAUACAAUGUACGAUGGGAAACCAUUUAUAAAAUAUUAAACAUCUUACAUUUGCAUGAA
Messenger RNA from Amblyraja radiata (thorny skate), 5292 nucleotides. RefSeq names its product TANK-binding kinase 1 (gene tbk1). Gene Ontology annotation, biological process: peptidyl-serine phosphorylation. Gene Ontology annotation, molecular function: protein serine/threonine kinase activity; ATP binding. The coding region runs from base 106 to 2298 and encodes 730 amino acids. The record is from RefSeq and is a predicted model, not a curated record. The transcript has 21 exons. Lineage: Eukaryota; Metazoa; Chordata; Chondrichthyes; Rajiformes; Rajidae. Gene Ontology annotation, cellular component: cytoplasm.